AGUGAUGUCGUGAUGUUGACGCUCUUCACCAUUUGUCCUACAUCACCUUUUUCCUCUCACGUAUCGAUAUGGCUGUUUCAACAUGUCAGAAGAUCACCUUCGUCUCUUGCAUCGUCCUCUGCAUGUCUUUAUUCCUACCCAAAUUAUUUUUGCCCAGAGUGAAGAAAGAAACAGUGCAGUCGAAUGUUGGGCCAGGGCAUUUUCCUCCCUCACGACACAGACAUUCAUUCCCUGAAGAUCAUGAUCACUGGGACACUGACUCUCAUUACAUCAAGCAUUACAAUCCUGAGGCAAUUGCCAGAGUCAAGGGUGUUCGCAAGCCGAAUCUGCUGGGCCAGGUCAUCCCUGUCUACGGCUUUGGAAUUUUCCUUUAUAUCCUCUACCUGUUCUUCAAGCUGACCUGUAAGGACAAACCUCAUCAACAAGAGUGCAGAUUCCCUAUGCUGCAGUCAGAAUGCACGUUUGAAGAGAUGCCUACUUGUCAGCUGGUGCAGCUGCAGGCCAGAAUGAGUGAAAAAGUCAGAGAAAAGAGAAUAUCUAAAGUUGUCCACCCAUCUGCCAGGUCACGCCGGGGCACACGGAGGCGUGAGGAGAGAAAGCUCAAACAGUUGAAGGAGAUCACUCAAAUGAUGAAGGAGAGACAGUUGCGAGAGGGAGCCACGCCGGAGGAGGAGGCUGAGGAGGCGCCCUAUACUGCAGACUGGGAAGGAUAUCCAGAUGAGACCUACCCAGAGUUUGACAUGACCUCCCGCAGGCGCAGAUUUCCUAGUGUUAUACUAGAAGAACCAGACCAAACCAUACCCACAGCUGAGGAGCUUGCUGAGAGAAUGGAGAAAGAAGAGGAGGAUGAGCUUGUUGAUGAUGCACGUGGAAACGAGGAGGUGAACAUGGAGAGUAAUGAAGGAGAAAAAGAAGAGGAAGACGAAGAGGAUGAUGAUGAGGAGGAAGAUGAUGAGGAGGAGGAAGAUGAGGAAGAAGUUAGAGAAGACCAGCCCUGCCUUCCUAAAGAAAUCGAUGAGGAUGAUGACAGAUUAGAGUGCCCAAGUGAAGGAGAAGAGAAACAGAAACCAAGCAGAAGGCGACAAAUCACUUUCAGUGAUCACAGACACGUUUUCCAUUAUCCAAAGGGUGGCGCUGUUGGCUGCAAAUAUGAGAAAGAGGAGGAAGAAGAACAUGAAAGAGAAGAAGAGGAGGAGGAGAAUGAAGAGGAAGAAACUAUUGAGGAAGACAGUGAAGAGGAAGAAACUGGUGAGGAAGACUGUGAAGAGGAAGAAAAUGGUGAUGAAGAGGAGGGAGAUCAACGUAAUGAAGAAAGGCAGGGUGAGACGGAAGAGAAGGAGGAAGACCCACUGAUGGAAGCCGAGAGCCUGGGAUUUAAUGAUGAUGUGGAAUGUGAUCCCGAGGAACAGGAGGUAGACCUCCUUGACUUCCUACAAUCAUACCAACCUGAGGUAACCGUCAUCUCCAAUAGGUCAGAGUCUCCCGAAGAUCAAGCCUCUGGGACUCUUAGAAUGCGUCACAAGAGACAAAAGGUGAAGAAGUGACCCGUCGGUCAAAAUAAAACAAAGGUUUUCUGUUUAAUUACCCUCUAGACC
Molecule: messenger RNA, 1595 nt
Organism: Rhinichthys klamathensis goyatoka
Lineage: Eukaryota; Metazoa; Chordata; Actinopteri; Cypriniformes; Leuciscidae
Gene: ric3a
Product: RIC3 acetylcholine receptor chaperone a
Exons: 6
Coding region: 69-1544 (491 amino acids)
Biological process (GO): protein localization to cell surface; synaptic transmission, cholinergic
Cellular component (GO): neuronal cell body; neuron projection; intracellular membrane-bounded organelle
Source: RefSeq, a predicted model, not a curated record